AUGGAUAACGUUGCUGGCAAUGAAGCCGUACUCAGAGACUGCAUAUUCUCUGCAAUAGUCGAGAAAUCUAUAUCUCCAACAAAGAAAACACCCAAAGCGAUCAAAAAGGGAGGAACACCUAAGAAAGCAGCAAGUACGGAGGCUCAGCCUUGCGAGAAUCCGGGAAAAGAAGUCGAUGCUUCUGCCCUUGCUGAGUUUUCUGAUUACCUGGCAACUGAAAUCUUUGGCAGCUUACCUGAGGAGCUCAAAGGUCUUUCCUACCAUGCGAUCCAGAAUGAUGCAGCACUUUCAGCGACAUGGUCAUUGCCUUUGACUCUGAGCGUUACUGAGGAAGUGUCGGCAUAUGUGUCGGCAGAUGUUGUGGACAGCCUGGUAGCAUAUGCCAUGAUCGAGCCCCCCAAAUCCGACAUUCAGUCUUUUAUGGCUGGUGUCUUGUCGGCCUUUGUAUCAGCCGUGACGAUCCCGCCUCCAAAAUGGGUCUCAACCAAGACCAGUGCGUGCGAGAUCUGUGAAAGAGACUGGGUUCCAAUGACGUACCACCAUCUUAUCCCUCGACAGAUACAUGCCAAGGUCCUAAAACGAGGUUGGCAUGAAGAGCAACAGCUAAACAGUGUCGCAUGGCUUUGCCGCGCCUGCCACACCUUUGUUCACCGUAUGGCUUCAAAUGAAGAACUAGCUCGUGAGUGGUAUACUAUCGAUCGAAUCUGUGAGAGGGAGGACGUGCAGAAAUGGGCACAAUGGGUCCGGCGAGUACGAUGGAAAAAGACAUGA
Exophiala bonariae is the source of this 771-nucleotide messenger RNA. RefSeq lists its product as uncharacterized. The transcript has a single exon. Bases 1 to 771 code for a protein of 256 amino acids. The record is from RefSeq and is a predicted model, not a curated record. NCBI's taxonomy places the organism in Eukaryota, Fungi, Ascomycota, Eurotiomycetes, Chaetothyriales, Herpotrichiellaceae.